UAAAUGAUAAGAUUAAUUCAACGUGAUGUCAUCCUAAUUGUAGAAAAAUAAAAAGUGCCUUUUUUUAUUCCAUUGAUUCGGAAAAUACGUGUUGUCAGGUGAUGAUCAGACAGCCAGGAACAUCUACUGCCUCCUGGUGUAAACUCUGUUCCACGACAGGGGGUUGUACCUCCCCUCAUGUUUAACCAAUCCUGCGUUCACAUUUACCGCCUCACAACCAAUCAGCAAAUCCCAGACCAGAUCCGGACGUGGUGGAAGCAACGUGAACCAAAAAAAAAAACAUAGAACCACAACGCUUCAACGUUUCAUUACGAGAGGUUGACUGACUUGUUGACUUGGUCACUUGCAAACACUAAAAUCGUACUCCAAAAUCAAUGUAAAAAUCUGACAAUUUAAUUAUCAAUUAUCUAAUACAAAAAAUCAAUAUUAACCCAGUCCCUCCUUCUUUCGAAAUUUUCAACAAUUAAAAAUAAGUGAUUUACAGUGCAGCAUUCUUUCAUCCCUCUGGAUUCGGAAUUUUGUUUUUCUCCUCUUUGGAUAUUUCUAUUUUUCCAGGGAGGAAUUUUUAUUAAUAAAGUGAUUGUGUGGGUGUAAAGUGCAGUGAUUCGAUCGAAAACAAGUAAAUUAAUUUAAAAAGCUGAACAAAAUUUGUUAUUUAUUUAAAAUUAGAGAAUUAGAGAAUUAUUAAAUUUAGAGAAUUUAAAAACGUUUCAUUGGCGAAAAAAAGUAAAUUAUAAAAAUCGAUCGUAAAUUGUCAAUUGACAUUGAACGUUUCCGGUAAAAAUAGUGAUGAAGAAAAAAAAUUAUGAAUGAAAUAUGUGUUAUUAAAAGUGUUUGAAUGGAACUAAAUGACAGCAACCGAUUAUGCGGUUGUAUUUUUCGAAUCAAAACAUAGAGAGAGAAGGAGAGAGAAGUUUCUUUUUCUUUAAAAUCAAGUAAUGCAAAGUGAUCAUACCUGGUUGAACCAAGGCGUUGAAGAAUUGGGUUGAUCCAAUUAUGUCUGACUGUUCAGAGCAAUUAUCAUCGCCAAAUAGUGACUGUAAUAGUCAAAUGGGAAUGGUACAUCGCAGCCUGUGCUCGAUUGGUCCCUACAGUAAUUCUGCGAUGACACAUCAUUCACAUUCGCAAAAUUUGAAUCCCUCCUCGAAUGGUAGUCCGCGAUAUCCACAGGAACUUUGUAACGCCGUCAGUCUGACAACAAAUUUAGCCAAUUCCGGUUCCAUCGCUCUCGGUGGCAAUAGCAACGGUUCCAGUUUCUCCGAGGAACAAAUUAUUUGCCUCUGCAAAAGUAUGGUCCAAAAGAAGGACAUGGCGAAUCUCGAAAGGUUUCUGUACACACUGCAACCAUAUCAAUUAGCUCGUGGCGAGAGUGUAUUAAUGGCAAAAGCUUAUGUCGCAUUUCACAAUCAUGCGUUCACUGAUGUUUACAAUAUUCUCGAGAGGAAUAAAUUUUCUCCCGAAUACCACCCGGAGCUUCAGCAAAUGUGGUACAAAGCCCACUACCUGGAAGCGGAAAAAGUUCGAGCGAGAAAAUUAGGAGCAGUUGACAAAUACAGAUUGAGAAAAAAGCAUCCCUUACCGCAUACCAUUUGGGAUGGCGAGGAAACAGUCUAUUGCUUCAAGGAGCGCUCUAGAAAUGCUCUCAAAGAAUGUUAUCAGAAAAAUAGAUAUCCAACACCCGACGAAAAGAAGACACUAUCGAAGAAAACAGGACUCACAUUAACUCAGGUGUCCAACUGGUUUAAAAAUCGACGACAACGUGAUCGUACGCCACAAACAAGAUCAGACAUGCUGUUGAAUUGCCAGAAUGCGAACAAUGGGAAUAUGAAUGGUUCGGUUAGCAGUAGUACCGGUCAUCAAUCGUUGCCGAAUUUGGACUCGGUCGGCACAAAUUUGGCCAUUUCACCAAUCUCGGCCAUGGGAAUGUCUCCAGUUGGCAUGAAUUCUUGUAGUCCGAUAGUAAUGAGUCCCAUGGGUUCCCAUCAUCACGGCUACGCAACUCCUGUGACUCCGUCCCCAGUGCACUCGAGUCAUCACCAUAAUGGAGGCCUGAGUCCCAUAAAUGAUGUGAAAACUCAUUUUUACGGUCGUUACGACGGUGGAAAAGAUAUUGAUCAAAGUUCUGUUUACUAUUCGAGCCAUUCGAGUAUGAGCCAUCAUCAAUAUUAUCAGCAGACGCAUCAUCAAAUGAUGGCAACUUCCCAUCAUCAUUAUCAACAAGGAAUACGAGAUUCAUCGUCAGGAUAUGAUCUUAUUUUACCUCCACCUCAGCACACCAUGUGACCCGCGGAGUAUGAAGAAAAUCGCGGUGAUCAUCUCGAUGAUGUUUUUCAUGGUCAAUCUUGCGACGAAGUCCUUACAAGAGUUCAUGCCUUCGCCUGAUCACCAUCAUCAUUAUUUGAUAUCACUGCAAUAAUUAAAAAUCAUUUUAUAAUUUAUUUAACAAUCACCUCGAUUUUAGAGAAUUCAAUUAUUUCUAUAUUUCUUUUCUCUUUUUUCAAUUCCAUUUAAUUGAUGAAUUGUAAAUUAUAAUUUAUAAAUAAUUGAUAAUUCAAUUCUUGUAAAGAAGUUAGAUAAGUUCUUCUAAAUAUUGGAAAAGAAAAAGAAGAGAAAAGAAAGGAAAAGAAAAUUUCUUUUCUGAAAUUAAAAAUUAAACCAAAGUUCUAUAAAGCUCAGCUUGUUUCCUAUAUAGCUCUUUUUUAAACUCGAACGUUAAUGUAAAUUUUUAUUAAUUAAUAAUUAAUUAAUAUGUAUAUAUAGUAAGGCAAACAAAUAAUUCUAAUUCUAAAUUUUAGAAAAUUAUUUUUGUAAUAUUUAUCAAAAAAGUCUUUAGAAAUUUAACAGAAGGUAAUUAUUUCUUUUAAAAGGACUUUUUUUUGCUUUCUUAGAGGGGGAUUUGAUUUGUGAUUUAUCCAAUAGAAAGACAGUUCUUUUAUUAUAAAGAAGUUUUGGGAGGAGUUAGAAACUGGUUUUUUACGGGGAACCCUUCUUUAAGAAUUGUUCCUCGUCAUAAAUGGCGGUUUACGAAAAAAGAACAUUUUUUUCUGAUCUUAAUAAGUCUAAAAAGAGUUUCUUAAAAAAAUAUUUGCCUAAAGAAAGUAAAUUUCCUUUUAGUUUAUAAA
This is a messenger RNA of Leptopilina heterotoma, 3122 nucleotides long. It is a transcript of the gene Six4, whose product is annotated as homeobox protein SIX6-like. Gene Ontology annotation, biological process: regulation of transcription by RNA polymerase II. NCBI's taxonomy places the organism in Eukaryota, Metazoa, Arthropoda, Insecta, Hymenoptera, Figitidae. The record is from RefSeq and is a predicted model, not a curated record. Gene Ontology annotation, cellular component: transcription regulator complex; nucleus. The transcript has 4 exons. The coding region runs from base 997 to 2283 and encodes 428 amino acids. Gene Ontology annotation, molecular function: RNA polymerase II cis-regulatory region sequence-specific DNA binding; DNA-binding transcription factor activity, RNA polymerase II-specific.